CUCACCCACCUCAUCUAAAAUAUCCCUGCUGCGGCAAACGAUGCAUUGGUGAAAAAGGACCCAAAUUAGUUGUUUUAUUUGCGUCCUUUUCUUUCCUCAAGGCGUUGACAUUGGAAGCGUCUUUGUUCUUUUAUUUGUAUAUUUAUUUAUUUAUUUUCCUGUUCCAUAUAUCGUGACUGUAAAUUGCUGUGUUGCUACUGGGGAAAUAGGUUAGUGUGUCUGUGAGGAGCCAGCAGAGGUGAUCAAGCGAAGAGAUUAGAGGAAAGGAGGGAUUGUGUAUUUUGCAGAGAGGAGGAGAGGGGGAUGCCCGGCUGUAUCUCUCUAUUGCUGUGACUGUGAAUCCACGGCAACCCCAUUGGGUACGGAGACGGAGAGAGGGAAUUACUGGGAUGCCAUCGCUAACCUUUGACCUCUAUCGUUAACUCACGCCACAGCCAGGACGGACAGACCAGGGGAAAGGAAAGAAAAAGAGAAACAAGAGAAAUCCUUUCAUCUUUCCUGUAGCGGGGUUGUGCUGUGCGCCUGAUGUGCGGUAGCUAGCACCAUGGAUAUAAACCUGCAGUCCCACCGGUUCUACUUCCCUCAGAUCUACUGUACUGAGGCUGUGUCUGCUGGAGCCCAGGUCCAGGUCACUGCGCAGGAGUUUAAAGUCAGUGAGCAGAGUAUCUGCCAGGCGCGAGCCUCCGUCAUGGUAUAUGAUGACGGCAGUAAGAAGUGGGUUCCCAUCAAGCCAGGCCAGCAGGGUUUCAGCCGCAUCAACAUCUACCACAACACUGCAAACAACACCUUUCGCGUGGUGGGAGUCAAACUACAGGACCAGCAGGUAGAGGUGGUAAUCAACUACUCCAUAGUGAAGGGUCUGAAGUAUAACCAGGCCACGCCCACCUUCCACCAGUGGCGUGAUGCCCGACAGGUCUACGGACUCAACUUCGCCAGCAAGGAGGAAGCUACCACCUUCUCCAAUGCCAUGCUGUUCGCUCUCAAUGUCCUCAGCACUCAGGACGGAGGCCCAUCGGUCCAGCGCCAAGUCCAGAAUGGACCCACUACAGACGAGAUGGAGGUGCAGAGAGCAAGGCAGAUGAUGGAGCAACAGCAGAUGCAGGCCCACAUGGAGAGGGAACGACGAUCCUCGAACCCAGGCUCUCCUUUCCCAGGCCAUCCCGGUGUGCUUUCGGUAGCCCCCCCAGCCCCCAUGCCGCCCCCCAUGUCCAUGGGCUCCUCUUUAGGUGGAGGCCCCCCCUCCCUUGGUGCCCCUAUGCCUCCUCCCCCUCCCGGCCCCCCUCCCCCCUCGGCAGGGGCUCCCCCACCCCCCCUGCCUCCUCCGCUGCCCAUGGGUGGAGGUGGACAGGGUGAGGAGGCUCCCGCCCCGACGGGACUCGCCGCCAUGAUCGCUGGAGCCAAACUGCGCCGCGUCAAUAGACCUGAGGAUUCUAACUCUUCAGGAUCGGGGGCCAAAAACGAUGCCAACAGGACGAGUGGCGGCAGCGGAGGACUGAUGGAGGAGAUGAAUGCUCUGCUGGCGCGGAGAAGGAAAGCAGCGUCAGAGAAGCCUGAAGACAGCCAAAACGAUGACCCCAACGGAUCCCCUUCACCCAGCACCAGGGGUGGACAGAACGCCACAGAUGGAGUGAAGAAGCCAUGGGACAGAGCCAACUCUGCCGAGAGGUCAUCACUAGUAUCAAGGGUACGACCUGUGGGGAGUAGCAGCGACACAGACGCCUUAGACUUUGACAGAAUGAAGCAGGAAAUCUUGGAGGAAGUUGUUCGUGAAUUGCACAAGGUGAAGGAUGAGAUCAUUGAUGCCAUUAGACAAGAACUGAGCAGAAUCAGCACGACAUAAUCUUUCAUGUGACCCCAGAUUUUGGAACCAUCAUCCCCACGGCAACUACUGUCGCGUCUGAAGAAUGAAAGGAGAGGAUCAAGGCCCGAACUACGACCUUUUAUUGAUUUUACGUUGCUGUGAUGUUGUCGCAACGUGACAAUGUUGCUGUAACACUACAGGAAUGUUACGUUUGGUUUGGAAGAAUAGGAUGGAUGGAGGACACUAGCACUGAUUUUCUCUGUUUCUUUGGUUUAGGUUUUCUCUCGCUUUCUUUCUUUCUUUCUUUCUGUCCUUCUUUCUGUCCAUCGGUAACCCAUGUUUGCUGUUAUUUUUCCAGUCUUAAAGGCAACAUUUAUUAAAUUCAAUGAAGUAACCUCUUGUUUUUUUUUAGGAGUUUAUUGUUUUGGUUUUUAUUUUUGGUUUGGGGUUAUUAUUACUACCAUUGUCAUUAUUAUGACUAUUAUUCUUAUUAUUGUAGAUGUAAUGGUGUGAAUAUAAAUAGUAGUAGUUUUAGUGACAACAAUAGUAAAAAUGACAAAAUAAUAAUGAUAAUGAUAUAGAUGAUAAUGAUAAUGAUAAUGAUAUAGAUGAUAAUGAUAAUGAUAAUGAUAUAGAUGAUAAUGAUAAUGAUGAUGAUAAUAAUAAUUGCACAUCAUUUUAUGUCAGCCUUUUAUAUUUUAUAUUGUAAUUUUUUUUCCUUUUGGUUUUGUUUUAAAAUACAAUAAUAAGCACAUACGGAUUUCUUUCUCAUGACCUGACCUCAAGAUUUUUUGAAGAGUUUUGUAUCCUUUUCGCCAACACAGUUGUGUGUGUGUGUGUGUGUGGAAUCACUGACUGAAAGAUUUUUAAAAACAGGUCUUUAACCUGAAAGGGAGGGUGGUAUAUGAACUAUUGCUCUUUGGAUAUUGCAAUCUUAUGAACAAAAAAACAUCAAUACACCAGAGUAUUUGUGAUGAUGUUGUUAAAAAUGUUUAUUGGCUGCAGGAAUAUGGUGAAGUAUUGUUCAUUUUAUUAUUUACUUUCAUGACCAAGUGCUUCCUGGUUUAAAAUUUUAAAAAAAGACACACACUAAAUUAAAAAUUCAAAUAAAACUGUGAACAAUG
Coregonus clupeaformis (lake whitefish) is the source of this 2925-nucleotide messenger RNA. RefSeq names its product ena/VASP-like protein. Bases 545 to 1840 code for a protein of 431 amino acids. Gene Ontology annotation, molecular function: actin binding; SH3 domain binding; profilin binding. Gene Ontology annotation, biological process: actin polymerization or depolymerization; positive regulation of actin filament polymerization; protein homotetramerization. The record is from RefSeq and is a predicted model, not a curated record. Gene Ontology annotation, cellular component: cytoskeleton. Lineage: Eukaryota; Metazoa; Chordata; Actinopteri; Salmoniformes; Salmonidae. The transcript is spliced from 13 exons.